AUGAAUCACUUACCACCGUCGGUUGGAGGCAUGUUGUUUCGAGUUCUACUUCUCGUCUUAGCUUCUGCUAAUCUGGUCGACGCUUAUUUCGGAUUGGAUCAAUCAGAGCAAAUCCCGAAGGUUUAUACAUGCGAGAUCGACGGAAUCGUGGACAAUGUAAUUCACCAACUUCACGGAAAUCUCGUCAACUGCCAAAACCCUCCGAUGGAAUGUUGGAUUGACCCUCAUGAGUUUCUUAUUAAGACUCAGACAUUGGUUAACUGUCAAGUACCAAAUGAUGAUUGGAUAUUUUAUGACGAGAAAGAAUGCGUCUUCCAGUUCUACUACCGUCGCAGUGACUGUUUCUACGAGAAUCGGUGUUACAGUAUGUCAAUGAUUUGCGUGCCAGUGAUCAGUUUCACGUUGUCCUUCAAAUUAGCUGCCGGAUUCGCUAUUCUCCUCGGAUUUUGUUUGCUGUUUCUGGUCACCUGCUGCAUUCAGAAACUGUGUGGAUGUAAGAAAGAAGCAAAGACUAUUCCUCAGAAAUCACAAAUUGUGAAGCUUCGUGAGAUCCCUAAGGAGGAACCAAUGCGUCUUCACAACAACUUCGUUCCGUUGAUGUAUGAAACUGCGAUUUGA
Messenger RNA from Caenorhabditis remanei, 618 nucleotides. RefSeq lists its product as uncharacterized. The transcript is spliced from 5 exons. The record is from RefSeq and is a predicted model, not a curated record. The coding region runs from base 1 to 618 and encodes 205 amino acids. Lineage: Eukaryota; Metazoa; Nematoda; Chromadorea; Rhabditida; Rhabditidae.